AUGGUAGAUGGAGUGGUAGAUGGAAAGCCCGAAGUUGCUGAAAGUGAGAAAGGUUUGAAGAAUGUUGACACUGACAUCACCAACAUCGCGGGAACAAGCAGGAUGACCCGUAGUGGUCGGAUUUAUACUCCCAAUUUUGAUGUGAACCCUCAAGAGCCAACAAGGGGAGCUGCAAAUAUAAAUCCUACCCCAGAACGUGGAGGGGCACAGCCGGCUGUGCAAACAGAUGAAGCAAAGGUUAAGGAUCCUGUUGAGAAAACCAGUUUGUCAUUCGCCUCUUUGAAGAGUGCAAAGUCAGCAGUUGAAGGUGGAGGCCCUGCAGGUUGGGGGCAAGUUAUCAACGUCAAUGAGAAAAACGACCGUUUUGGUUUAGGCUGCAUUGAUGAGGGAUACAGACUUAGUGGUCACGGUGGCUCCCCAAGUCCAUGCUGUGAGAUAAAACUUGUAGAUGUUCCGGAAAUGAACUAUACAUCUGAUGAUCAGCCGAACCCCUGUGGUGAAUUUUGCAUCAGGGGUCCCAUUAUUUUUCAAGGAUAUUACAAAGAUGAAGUUCAAACGAGAGAAGUCAUUGACGAAGAGGGAUGGCUGCAUACCGGAGAUAUUGGAAUAUGGAUAGUUGGCGGUCGUCUCAAAAUCAUUGAUAGGAAGAAGAAUAACUUUAAGAUGGCACAAGGCGGGUACAUUGCUCCAGAGAAGAUAGAAAAUGUAUAUGUCAAAUGCAAUUUUGUGGCACAGUGCUUUAUAUACGGCGACAGCUUUAAUUCUUCUUUGGUAGCUGUUGUCUCGGUGGAUCCCGAUGUCAUGAAAGCAUGGGCUGCUUCACAAGGCAUAGUGCAUAAAGAUUUAACACAACUUUGUAAUAAUCCAAAGCAAGCACCAUUUGUUCACCUGCAACAAACAAUAAUUAAUAUAACAACAGUACAACAACCAACAGCAGCAAAAUGCUAA
Molecule: messenger RNA, 948 nt
Organism: Lathyrus oleraceus (garden pea)
Lineage: Eukaryota; Viridiplantae; Streptophyta; Magnoliopsida; Fabales; Fabaceae
Product: long chain acyl-CoA synthetase 6, peroxisomal-like
Exons: 3
Coding region: 1-948 (315 amino acids)
Cellular component (GO): membrane; endoplasmic reticulum
Molecular function (GO): long-chain fatty acid-CoA ligase activity
Source: RefSeq, a predicted model, not a curated record